ACAAAUAUGUGGCUCAAAGAACCCUUCCAUUGGCAACUUGGUUGGUUACUACCCCUUGACUGUUUUCGACUACACCGAGUGAACAUGAGAGGGAUAAAGAAAAGUAGUUAUAUUUGUUGUGCCUCGUACCAUUCAAAAUUGUCGCUCUGUCAACAAAAGGAUUUUCUAGACGCUGUAUGGUCCAGUCAUGUUCAACCUGGCGACUCUUGUAUCGAUGCAACGUGUGGAAAAGGUAGAGACUCAUUACGUAUUGCAAAGUUGGUUGGCCCUAAGGGUUUUCUUCUUGCUUGUGAUAUACAAACUUAUGCCAUAUAUCAAACAGAAGCGCUAUUGCGGUCAGAGAUCGAUCCUUCACAGUACCCACGCGUAGAGUUUGUUUGUAAUAGUCACGAGUUUCUUUCAAAAUAUGUAAAGGAUAAUAGUAUUCGUUUAAUAAGCUAUAAUUUGGGUUAUCUACCGAAUGGAGACAGACAAAUAAGAACAACAGCAAGAACAACUACAAAUAGCUUGGAGAGUUUACUUCCAAAGUUGUGUCACUCGGGUAUCAUUUCCUUGGUUUGUUAUGUUGGCCAUCCUGGAGGUUUAGAGGAACGAAGUGAGGUAUUGAACUAUGUUGCCAAGUUACCAAAGGAUACUUGGAGUGUAACUUACCAUGAAUGGUAUCUUUCGAUUCCUUUCAAUCUAUAUUCGAGAAUUGAUUAUAUGAGUCAUUCUUUAUAGGAUCAAUCGUUCUUUAGCUCCCAGUAUUGUUAUUGUCGAGAAGAAGUAGCGGGUUCUAACAAUAU
Messenger RNA from Galdieria sulphuraria, 785 nucleotides. Its product is annotated as methylase protein. The record is from RefSeq and is a predicted model, not a curated record. Bases 7 to 720 code for a protein of 237 amino acids. NCBI's taxonomy places the organism in Eukaryota, Rhodophyta, Bangiophyceae, Galdieriales, Galdieriaceae. The transcript has a single exon.